Solanum stenotomum is the source of this 1538-nucleotide messenger RNA. Its product is annotated as B-box zinc finger protein 22. Gene Ontology annotation, molecular function: zinc ion binding. The transcript has 4 exons. NCBI's taxonomy places the organism in Eukaryota, Viridiplantae, Streptophyta, Magnoliopsida, Solanales, Solanaceae. The record is from RefSeq and is a predicted model, not a curated record. Gene Ontology annotation, cellular component: nucleus. Gene Ontology annotation, biological process: regulation of DNA-templated transcription; photomorphogenesis. Bases 240 to 1196 code for a protein of 318 amino acids.
AGAAAGCCAACAGUACAAAUACUAAAAAAUCAAAAAUUCCAUUUCCCCACUCACUCCAGGCACCGUUAUUUGGUUCAUUUACUGCAUAAACCCACCCACUUGCAACUUCCAGAUCUUUUGCUUCUUCCUUUUUUGUCAAUAUUAACCAUAGAUCUUCUCGCUAAAGUUUGCUGAAGAAGUGAUGAAGAUUCAGUGUAACGUUUGUGAGGUUGCGGAGGCGAACGUUUUGUGCUGCGCCGAUGAGGCGGCGCUGUGUUGGUCGUGUGAUGAGAAAGUUCAUGCUGCUAAUAAGCUUGCUAGUAAACAUCAGAGAGUUCCUCUGUCUGGUUCUUCUUCAUCUAUGCCUAUGUGUGACAUCUGCCAGGAUAUGGUUUGCAUAUGGCAUGUGGAGGGCUCAUCUAGGGGUUCUUAAUGUUAAACUAUGGAGUACCUGUUUCCCUUAUUUGGCAGUCCUUUUGGGCAAGAGAUUAAGGAAGCAAGAGGAAACAGUUGGCUAUUUCUUUUGUCUUGAGGAUCGGGCAUUACUUUGCCGAAAAUGUGAUAUUGCUAUUCACACAGCUAAUCCUCAUGUUGCAGCUCACCAAAGAUUUUUGCUGACUGGAGUGAAAGUAGGACUUGAACCUGUUGAUCCUGGUGGUAUUUCAUCCUCAGGGACGUCAUUGUCCAUUCAGAAGGUUUCUGAGCCAGAGUCUGCUCCACUUUCUAAACGAAAUGCCCCAGUAUCAUUGGAUGCUCAAUUUAACAAAGUAUUACCUACCCAGGCUAGUGGAGUUGGGGAUUUUGCUCCUACUAAGUCUCCAUUUGCUGGAGGUUCUGCAGCUGGAAGUAUGCCCCAAUGGCAGUUCGAUGAAUUUAUUGGUCUGGGUGAUUUCAAUCAAAAUUUUGGAUACAUGGAUGAUGGAUCAUCUAAGGCGGAUAAUGGCAAGCUUGGUGGAGAGUCAGACUCUUCAUCAAUCUUAAGAGUUGAAGAUGAAGAACUAGAUGGUGAUGAGUGCUUGGGUCAGGUGCCAGACACAUCUUGGGCAGUGCCACAAGUUCCUUCCCCACCUACGGCCUCUGGACUUUACUGGUCCAAAACUUACCAGAAUCCAUUCGACUCUGCAGUGUUUGUGCCUGAUAUUAGUUACUCCCCUUCAUCGAGCCUUCAACAACAACCUCCAAGUGGUACUCGUCUGAAACGAAGAAGGCAGUGUUAAUGCACAUUUACUUUAAGCUUCUUCACUCACGUUUGUGAUAGGUGAUUCAGACCCCUAAGUUGUUCACUCAUGUUAGUGAUAGGUGUUUCAGACCCCUAAGCUCUUCACUAAAGUUAGUGAUAGGUGUCUAGAUAGAACAGUGUGUGGUAGUUGAAAUUUGAUUUGAAGUUAUUUCAGCAAUGAUUAUUGUGUUUCUCCUUUGUAAGUAAUCUGCACUGUCUGCUGCAGUUACAUAGAAUGCCAAAAGUGUAUUAGUUCCACUCCAAUUCCCAGAAGUUGUACAAGAAAAUAAAUGUGUAAACUGGAACCAGAGAAAAAUGACCAUUGUAUCAUCUUAAUUUA